GAUUGGGUGGAAGUGUUUUACUGGAAUGAAACGACUGAAUAAAUCUAAUCAAACAAAGUUAAUAUACAAUAAGAAUCAUCCGAACAGUAACUCAUGUCGUACUUGUUGGGAUAAUUCCAGUGGAUGAUUUGACGAUUUCAGACGACGUACGAUAUACUUCUUCUCUACCCAUCUUACUGAAGUUUUCUUCAGAGAAGUGCCAACAUGAAAUCAGCUUUCCUUUUAUUUGCCUUGGUCCAUGCUACAUUAGCAACUCCAAUUGAAGAGAAUGCGAAUCUAGAAUUUACCAGUGGAAAUCACAAAUUUGCUGCAUAUCUUCACAAGGAGCUCAUCAAAGUACAAGGAGGUAACAUUGUGACAAGUCCUUUCUCUGCUCAAACUGUCUUGGCUUUGACCCAUGAAGGAGCCAAAGGAGAAUCAGCUAGAGAAAUGGUAUCAGGUCUCUCACUGCCUUCCACCAACAAAAAAAUCCAAGAAGCUUUCAAAUGGUUCCUUCCAAAACUAACGUCAUCAGACGAAAAUCUGAAACUGUCUACAGCCAACAAGAUAUACGUCGGGAAAGGAGUUAAAUUGGAAGAUGACUUCAGACAGGUUGCUGAAAGUGUCUAUGAAUCAGGUAUUGAAAAUGUGAACUUCGAAGAAAAUGAAGAAACUGCUGGAAAAAUCAACAGUUGGGUUGAGGAACGCUCUGAAAGUAGAAUAAAGGAGAUUAUCGAUCCUUCGUCCAUCGAUAGUGAUACCACAAUGGUUUUGGUGAAUGCUCUGUAUUUCAAAGGAAUAUGGCUACAGCCUUUCGCUUCCUACAGAACACAAAAAAAGAAGUUUUACGCAUCUGAGGAUAAAGUUGUGGAAGUUGAUAUGAUGCAUCAGGUUGAAUACUUGAAGUACUAUGAAAAUACUGAGCUUGGUGCGAAGUUUUUGGAAAAACCAUACAGAGGUGGUAACGUCAGUAUGGUUUUCAUCCUUCCGAAUGAAAAUCAAGGUUUGGCAGCUCUGGAAAAAAAUAUGAAAGUUCUACUGGCUCCACAACCACUUCAAGUAAAAAGAGUCGACGUACUGAUUCCAAAAUUCAGAAUUGAAACCAAAAUCGAAAUGAUUCCUCUUCUGAGAAAAUUGGGAAUCAAUAAAAUUUUCAAUAGAGGAGAAGCUGACUUAUCUGGUUUAUCUUCCACGGACAAAAAUCUUGUGGUUUCUGAUGUUAUCCAGAAAGUAUUUAUUGAUGUGAAUGAAGCUGGAACUGAAGCUGCAGCUGCAUCAGCAGUUCGAGGUAUUCCCUAUUCGAGACCCUUCGGUCAAUUCUUCGCAGAUCAUCCCUUCGCAUUCUACAUCCAAAGCAAUGGAGUUAUUCUUUUCACCGGCCGAUAUACCAAGUGAUCUGAAAUGCUGCAGAAAACAAAAGAUACAACUAUCUGACUUUCACGUAUUUCAAUAAAUGCUUUCUGAAGUA
Messenger RNA from Leptinotarsa decemlineata (Colorado potato beetle), 1447 nucleotides. RefSeq lists its product as uncharacterized. NCBI's taxonomy places the organism in Eukaryota, Metazoa, Arthropoda, Insecta, Coleoptera, Chrysomelidae. The record is from RefSeq and is a predicted model, not a curated record. Gene Ontology annotation, molecular function: serine-type endopeptidase inhibitor activity.